Messenger RNA from Sorex fumeus (smoky shrew), 933 nucleotides. RefSeq names its product olfactory receptor 491-like. Gene Ontology annotation, molecular function: olfactory receptor activity; odorant binding; G protein-coupled receptor activity. The transcript has a single exon. The coding region runs from base 1 to 933 and encodes 310 amino acids. The record is from RefSeq and is a predicted model, not a curated record. NCBI's taxonomy places the organism in Eukaryota, Metazoa, Chordata, Mammalia, Eulipotyphla, Soricidae. Gene Ontology annotation, cellular component: membrane. Gene Ontology annotation, biological process: G protein-coupled receptor signaling pathway; sensory perception of smell.
AUGGAUAUUGGGAAUCACACCAGUGUGUCAAAGCUCAUCAUUUUGGGGUUAACGAAGGAUCCUACAUUGUGUAUCAUUUUCUUUGUGAUAUUUCUAGGGAUUUAUGCUAUUACCUUAACUGGCAAUACCAGCAUAAUUAUUUUAAUAAGAAGCUGUUCCCAGCUGCAAACUCCCAUGUACUUCUUCCUCAGUCAUUUGGCCUUUGUGGACAUUGGGUUUUCCACCUCAAUCACACCUAUAAUGGUUGUAGGAUUCCUGACACAUGGAAUAGCCCUCCCUGUGGCUGGCUGUGAAGCACAGCUUUGUUUUGGGGUCCUGUUUGCAACAACUGAAUGCUUCCUGCUAGCUGCCAUGGCCUAUGAUCGCUAUGUGGCCAUCUGCUCUCCCCUGCUCUAUUCCACCCACAUGUCCCCUGGAGUCUGCAUGGUCUUACUGGGAGUGUCCUACCUGGGUGGUGUUGUGAAUUCUUGGUCAUUCGCCAGUUGUUUAUUGAGUCUUUCUUUUUGUGGACCAAAUGAGAUUGAUCAUUUUUUCUGUGAUCUCUCCCCUUUAUUGAAACUUUCCUGCUCAGAUAUCUCCACUGUAGAAAGGAUUCCUUCCAUUUCUUCUGGGCUGGUUAUUGUGGUUACGGUGUUUGUCAUCUCUCUCUCUUAUAUUUACAUCCUCAUCACAGUCCUGAAGAUGCGUUCCACAGAAGGGCGACACAAGGCCUUCUCCACCUGCACCUCCCACCUCACUGCUGUGACUCUUUACUAUGGAACUAUUUUCUUCAUUUAUGUCUUGCCCAAAUCCAGCUACUCUACAGAGCAGAAUAGAGUGAUAUCUCUGUUCUAUACUGUGGUGAUUCCCAUGUUAAACCCACUCAUCUACAGUCUGAGGAACAGAGAUGUGAAGGAGGCCCUGAGAAAGACAACUUUUGGAGUGUUUUCCUAA